GGUGGGAGUCCGGCAAGGAUGGGAAGGGUGCGGGUUCCCCCACUCUUACUCACUUGUACCAGCACCCAUAGAAGAGGACAGACUGAGACGCUGCUGGGCCUGCUGACAUACACAGACUGUGUCAGACACCUGCGUCCUCAUGAUUCGUGACAAGAGCCCCCAGAGGCUGAGCAGGCCUAGCUAUGGCUCCAUUUCCAGCCUGCCAGGCCCAGCACCUCAGCAAGUACCACCCCAGAAGACCUACUUGAGUGAGAAGAUUCCCAUCCCCAGCACAGAGCAGGGCACAUUCAGCCUGAGGAAACUGUGGGCCUUCACGGGGCCUGGCUUCCUCAUGAGCAUCGCUUUCCUUGACCCAGGGAACAUUGAGUCGGACCUUCAAGCCGGUGCUGUGGCUGGAUUUAAACUGCUCUGGGUACUGCUAUGGGCCACCGUGUUGGGCCUGCUCUGCCAGAGGCUGGCUGCCCGGCUAGGCGUGGUGACAGGCAAGGACUUGGGUGAAGUCUGCCAUCUCUAUUACCCUAAGGUGCCCCGCACCCUCCUCUGGCUGACCAUCGAGCUAGCCAUUGUGGGCUCAGACAUGCAGGAAGUCAUCGGCACGGCCAUCUCCUUCAAUCUGCUCUCAGCUGGACGAAUCCCCCUGUGGGGCGGCGUCCUGAUCACCAUUGUGGACACGUUCUUCUUCCUCUUCCUGGAUAACUAUGGACUGCGCAAGCUGGAAGCGUUCUUUGGAUUUCUUAUUACUAUCAUGGCUCUGACCUUCGGUUAUGAGUAUGUGGUAGCACGUCCAUCCCAGGGAGCACUUCUUCAGGGUGUGUUCCUGCCCUCCUGCCCGGGCUGCGGUCAGCCUGAGCUGUUGCAGGCAGUGGGCAUUGUUGGCGCCAUUAUCAUGCCCCACAACAUCUACCUGCACUCAGCCUUGGUCAAGUCUAGAGAGGUAGACAGAACCCGCCGGGCGGACAUUCGCGAAGCCAACAUGUACUUCCUGAUUGAAGCCACCAUCGCCCUCUCUGUGUCCUUCAUCAUCAACCUCUUUGUUAUGGCUGUGUUUGGUCAGGCCUUCUACCAGCAAACCAACGAGGAAGCGUUCAACAUCUGUGCCAACAGCACCCUCCACAGCUACGCUAAGAUCUUCCCUAGGGACAAUCACACAGUGUCGGUGGACAUUUACCAAGGAGGUGUGAUCCUAGGCUGUCUCUUUGGCCCUGCCGCCCUCUACAUCUGGGCAGUGGGUCUCCUGGCAGCGGGGCAGAGUUCUACUAUGACGGGCACCUAUGCAGGACAGUUCGUGAUGGAGGGCUUCCUGAAGCUGCGGUGGUCCCGCUUCGCACGUGUCCUCCUCACUCGCUCUUGCGCCAUCCUGCCCACUGUGCUUGUGGCCGUCUUCCGAGACCUGAGGGACCUCUCAGGCCUCAACGAUCUACUCAACGUUCUGCAGAGUCUGCUGCUGCCCUUUGCUGUGCUGCCCAUCUUGACUUUCACCAGCAUGCCAGCCGUCAUGCAGGAGUUUGCCAAUGGCCUGUUGAGCAAAGCCAUCACCUCCUGCAUCAUGACACUCAUCUGCGCCGUCAACCUCUACUUUGUGGUCAGCUACCUGCCCAGCCUCCCGCACCCUGCCUUCUUUGGCCUUGUAGCUCUGCUGGCUGUGGGCUACUUGGGCCUUACUGCCUAUCUGGCCUGGACCUGUUGCAUCGCCCACGGAGCCACCUUUCUGACUCACGGCUCCCACCAGCACUUCCUAUACGGGCUCCCUAAAGAGGAGCAGGAAGACAGGGAGCGCUCUGGGUGAGCAGCACACUGGAUCCAGCCAGCAAGGCCGCAGGAUACAGCAAGGCAAUUGGAGGUCGGCAACCCGGCUCUCGGGAUUACAGAUUUCCCGUUUAGAGGAGGGCUUUACCUCUGAGUAAAGUAUUCUCGGCUGUGCUAGGGACCACACCCAUCUAACCACCAAGCUAAAGGACUUAAAAACACAGUGCCCGGGGCGAGAGAGAUGGCUCAGCAGUUAAGAACACUGGCUGCUCUUUCCC
Molecule: messenger RNA, 2024 nt
Organism: Chionomys nivalis (European snow vole)
Lineage: Eukaryota; Metazoa; Chordata; Mammalia; Rodentia; Cricetidae
Gene: Slc11a1
Product: solute carrier family 11 member 1
Exons: 15
Coding region: 140-1786 (548 amino acids)
Biological process (GO): metal ion transport
Cellular component (GO): plasma membrane
Molecular function (GO): manganese ion transmembrane transporter activity; cadmium ion transmembrane transporter activity; iron ion transmembrane transporter activity
Source: RefSeq, a predicted model, not a curated record